CUUCGUUCGUGGGAGCUCUGAUGCAGUGAUAGACAGGGGUAUAGGCUAUAAGUUAUCUGGCAAAACGAUGCAUGAAGGAAGAUCUCUUUUCACGCAUGCACACACUCGGCCUAGUUUGGCCAGCUACAUGGAUAGGUUAUCUCUCAUUUUGUCCAAGACAGUUACUUUAGAAAUAAAUUGGUCACAUGUCAAGGUGGAAUUCAUCAAAGACAGACUGUCGCGAUGAGUCUGGUAAUCCCAUCUAUGUAGAUGGAAAACCUCGCAUACAUACUGAUGGGACAGGAUUUAUAUCUGAGGAUCUGGCUUUACUUUGUCCUGAGAUAGCACGCAAAGGAGAGCAGAUCAAUAGUGAACACAUCGAGGGACUUGAUGAUCCUGAUGGUGAACUUGAGGACAAAAUUCUGGAAUGGAAACAGCCAGGCACUAGAACUCGGGAACUGCCUUUGCUCAUGCAGUUCCGACUUUUUUACGAAGGCCGUGCUAUCAAAGGAACUUUUCUUGUCAAUAAAGAGCUUCCACCAAGAACUUUGAAGAUUCGAUCAUCAAUGGUUAAAGUUGAGCCAGAUCCAAAAUUGUCAGAUCCUCAAACAGUGAAUUCACUGGAGAUAGUAGGAACAAGUAAACUUAAUAAGAGAACGUAUUUGUCGAGGAACUUAAUUGCACUUUUGUACCAUGGAGGGGUGCCAAAAAAAUACUUCAUCGAGUUACUUAUGAAAGCUUUAGAAGAGACUCGUGACGUUUUUAGCAAUCCACGCGCAGCAUUCAGAGUUGCCCUUAGAUAUGGCGAGAUCGAUGACAACCGUACUGUUGCGAAAAUGAUCUCCUGUGGUAUUCCUCUUGAAGAACCAUAUGUGCAAUAUCGUCUUUCAACCCUUAUGGACAUGGAAAAGAUCAAUCUCAAAAAAGGGAAAAUUUGUAUUCCUGAAUCAUACUAUUUGAUGGGGACAGCUGACCCAACAGGAAAACUUGAAAAAGAUGAAGUUUGCAUUAUCCUAGAAAAUGGACAACUACUGUCGGGAGAUUUUCUAGUGUACCGGAAUCCUGGUUUACACUUUGGUGAUAUUCAUGUCCUAAAGGCCAGAUAUGUCAAGGAACUAGAAUCUGUUGUUGGCAAGGCCAAGUACGGUAUAUUCUUCUCUAGUAAAGGUCCACGUUCCGUUGCUGAUGAAAUGGCUGGUGGAGAUUUUGAUGGUGAUCUAUACUGGAUCUCAAGAAACCCUCAGCUAUUAAAAUCGUUUAAACCAAGUGAACCAUGGAUUGGAAAGUCAUCUGCCCAAAAAGUUCAUGGUAAAAGACCAACCGAGCUUUCAAAGGAUGAUCUAGAAGAUGAGCUCAUCAAACUAUUCUUGAAGACUAGGUUUGAACCAAGCUUCGCAUUGUAUGAGGCAGCUCAAAACUGGAUGGCUUUGAUGGAUAAAUUUUUGACUCUAGGAGAUACGAGUAUUGAUGUGAAAAAAAAACUGAAGGACAAGAUACUGCGAUUAAUUGAUAUUUACUAUGAAGCUCUCGAUGCACCAAAAAAAGGUUUUGAGGUUGUAGUUCCAAAAGAAUUGAAGGUGCGAGAGUUCCCACAUUUCAUGGAGAAGAAAAACCAAGAAUCCUACCAUUCAAGUUCCAUUUUGGGAUCCAUUUAUGAUAAGGUGGAGGAAUUUAAAACAGAAGACAGAUCUCUCAAAGAAAUUCGGAAACUUCCUCUUUUUGAAGACGACGUUCCUGAGGACCGCUUGAAAGAAUGGGAGAAACGAUACAAAGAGUACCGGAAGAAGAUGACCUCUGCCAUGGGAAAUGAAGAUAAAGAGAGCAAGAAUCAGGCAGCCAAUAUCGUCAUAAGAGAGUAUAAAGAGAUCCUAUUCGAGGCUGAGGAGUUUGAGGAAAGUAAAAGGGACAGACAACAAAUAUAUAACGACGCACUCGCUAUUUAUCAUGUUUGUUAUGACUAUGCCAGGAGUGUGAGGACUGAAACUGGGGCACAAGAUGUCGGGAAAUGUGGCUUUGUCUGGAAAGUUGCAGGUGCAGCUCUAUGCCAGCUUCAUGAGGACCGGAGUUUGAAACCUGGUGAAAAGGUUUUCAGGAUCUUACCCUCUGUUUUGAAGGAUAUUAUGUAGUCCAAUGAAACAGAUAAUCUUGAUUUUAAUCAAGGAAUGCUGUAUGUAAUAUUAGAUACUGUAGUAUUUGUAUGUAAUGUGUAGAUUAUAAUGUAUAUAGGUCAAUGAAAAGCUAGUGCACGUCUCUGUUUUUGGCCAAAAUGAAAACGACCCAGCAUGAAAUAUUUCGAGAGAGAAUGACCAGAAAUGUUUGCGACUC
Rosa chinensis is the source of this 2304-nucleotide messenger RNA. Its product is annotated as probable RNA-dependent RNA polymerase 3. The transcript is spliced from 14 exons. The coding region runs from base 186 to 2105 and encodes 639 amino acids. The record is from RefSeq and is a predicted model, not a curated record. Gene Ontology annotation, molecular function: RNA-directed RNA polymerase activity. Lineage: Eukaryota; Viridiplantae; Streptophyta; Magnoliopsida; Rosales; Rosaceae. Gene Ontology annotation, cellular component: nuclear RNA-directed RNA polymerase complex. Gene Ontology annotation, biological process: siRNA processing.